Molecule: messenger RNA, 1480 nt
Organism: Pyrus x bretschneideri (Chinese white pear)
Lineage: Eukaryota; Viridiplantae; Streptophyta; Magnoliopsida; Rosales; Rosaceae
Product: probable lactoylglutathione lyase, chloroplastic
Exons: 9
Coding region: 153-1241 (362 amino acids)
Cellular component (GO): cytoplasm
Molecular function (GO): metal ion binding; lactoylglutathione lyase activity
Source: RefSeq, a predicted model, not a curated record
AAGCGGCAAUACUUCUCUCACUUCACUCCACCAGUCACCAGACCUCCGGCUCCAGGCCUUCUUUAUUCCCUCUCCUCCUUUUUUCCCCAAAAAAAAAAAAAAAAAAAAAUCUUCACGCUCACAGAGGAAGGAGAGAGAGAGAGGAGAGAGAGAUGGUGGGGAUAAUUCCCAUGGCGUCUUCAAUCAGACCUUCGCUCUCGACGUUGAGGUUCGCCGGAGCUUCUCGUCUGGGACUUUCCCUCGCUUCCUUCACUCCUUCACGGCGACUCGCUUGCUUCCAACUCGCUAGUGCAGCUGUGCCUCAGUCGCCGUCUGUCGGUCUGAAAGCUUCUAAGCUGUUGAGAGGAGAUGGUAAAACCACGGGGGUGGCUGCUGCUGGAAAUGCUGCACAAGCUAGCACGACAGCUUCCCCCGAAAAUGUCCUUGAGUGGGUCAAACAGGACAAGCGGAGGAUGCUCCAUGUUGUUUACCGCGUUGGAGAUUUGGACAGGACCAUAAAGUUCUACACAGAAUGCUUGGGAAUGAAAUUGUUGCGAAAACGUGACAUACCCGAGGAAAGAUACACCAAUGCUUUUCUUGGAUACGGGCCAGAGGAUUCCCACUUUGUUAUUGAACUCACUUACAAUUAUGGAGUUGACAAGUAUGAUAUCGGAACUGCAUUUGGUCAUUUUGGUAUUGCUGUUGAGGAUGUUGCCAAGACUGUGGAGCUUAUAAAAGCUAAGGGUGGUAAGGUUACUCGCGAACCUGGUCCGGUCAAAGGGGGCAAUACGGUAAUCGCAUUUGUUGAAGAUCCUGAUGGUUAUAAGUUUGAACUUUUGGAAAGGGGGCCUACCCCAGAGCCCUUGUGUCAAGUUAUGCUUCGUGUGGGUGAUCUUGAUCGAUCCAUAACUUUUUAUGAGAAGGCUUUUGGCAUGGAGCUCCUUUGCAAAAUAGAUAAUCCGGAAUACAAGUAUACUAUAGCAAUGAUGGGUUAUGGUCCCGAAGACAAAAGCGCCGUUCUGGAGUUGACAUACAAUUAUGGGGUCACCGAAUAUAACAAAGGAAAUGCUUAUGCUCAGAUAGCAAUAGGCACAGAUGAUGUCUAUAAAACUGCCGAAGCAAUUAAACUCUGUGGGGGCAAGAUUACCCGGGAACCUGGGCCAUUACCUGGUCUCAACACAAAGAUCACUGCUUGCUUGGAUCCUGACGGAUGGAAGUCGGUUUUCGUGGAUAAUGUUGAUUUCCUCAAGGAAUUGGAGUGAGUUAUAGGUGGCUUACGCGUACCCAUGCUUGUGAUACUGAAACCAAAAUCUCGGGCCAAGAUGAUUCUAUGAAGCUGGUUCUCCUGAACGUACGUAUUGAAUUCCGUUUUGUAGAUAAAAUUAUAAUUAGCUUUGAAUAACCUUUGUAACAAAUAUUGAUCUCACGAUUAGCGUUGCAGACAUUGUAAGAAAAAGGAAAACAAUGAUUAGUUUUGCAGUGGUACUGUUAGUUUGAGAUA